ACCAAAAAUCAACAAAAAAACUAACGCUAAUAUCAUUAUAUAAAGUAGCUAACUAACAAAGAAAGACUAGAAAUUGUUCAAAGAGUUUGCAAAUCAUAGUUAACUCAAUAAUAAUGUGUCUGACUCUAGUCUUCAAUCCUCAGUUUUAGUGCUGGUAGAGGCAUGGCUCGUAACUUUUACUCAGUGUUUUGCAACAAGGAGAAAUCAAUUGACUGGAAGGGACUGGACUUGUUAACUGAAUGGUAUAUUAGAUCAGGUGUGGCUGGCAUAUCCUCUGUCUGUCUCUCAAGUGAAAUGUUCCAGUUAACUAACAAGGAAAGAAUAGAAAUUGCUCAAAGAGUUGUGGAUAAAGCAGCUGGACGAGUACCUGUUGUAGCUGGAGCUACAUUUGAGGGUAAUUUGGACGAGCAAGCUCAACUAAUGAGGGACAUGGGGCAAAUAGCAUCUGCUGUCAUAAUUAUAACCAAUCAGAUUGCAGCAAUGGAUGAUAGCGAUGAGGUAUGGUUAUCUAAUGCUCAGAAGUUAUUAGAUCUAACUGGUGAUAUUCCAGUUGGUAUCUAUGAGACACCAAUACCUAAAGUCAGGAGUCUCACACCAGCCAUGUUAAAAUGGGCAGCUAGUAAUGACAGGUUUGUGUUUCAUAAAGACACGUCACUUGAUACAGCGACAAUGAUCAACAAGUUAAAAGCUGUACAAUCAGUUGAAAGCACUAAACUGAAAUUUUUUACUGCUAAAACUCAGUUUGUGAAGACCCUACUUGAUAAUGGUGGCAAUGGGUUUAGUGGUGUCAUUGCUAACUUCUUUCCAUGGAUGAUGGUUUGGAUGACAGGGAAGGGAAGAGAAGUGGGAGAGAAAGAAAGAGAGAAAAUGCAUCGAUUUCUCUCUGUUUCUGAUAGAGUAUUAGCACACAAGUAUCCUACAUCAGCAAAAGUUUAUUUAAAUAAGUUCUACAAUGCUCCCCUAGCUCCUGUUUCUAGAAUAUUUGAUGUUACACUAAAUGAGCAAGACUUAAUGUCUUUGGAGUCUAUGAAGGAAUAUAUGGAGGAGACAGCAAAGGAACUGGGCGUGGCUAUAGUAGACCCAACCUCCCAAUAAUUUAACAUUUAUAUUCUCGUUUUGUAAUUUUUGCAAUUUUUAUUUUAUCAAUAACAAA
Amphimedon queenslandica is the source of this 1153-nucleotide messenger RNA. Its product is annotated as 4-hydroxy-tetrahydrodipicolinate synthase-like. The transcript has 10 exons. NCBI's taxonomy places the organism in Eukaryota, Metazoa, Porifera, Demospongiae, Haplosclerida, Niphatidae. The coding region runs from base 163 to 1095 and encodes 310 amino acids. Gene Ontology annotation, molecular function: 4-hydroxy-tetrahydrodipicolinate synthase activity. The record is from RefSeq and is a predicted model, not a curated record.